UUUUUUUAUUUUUCUUACUCUUGCCAUUUAUUGUUGUUGUUGUCGUUGUUACUGUUCCUCCUCCAGUCUUUACCUAGGCGCUGUCGCUAUUGUCUUUGGACUGCCGGUCAUUGUUGGCGCGCGCUGCCGAAUGCUUGGCUCCAGGCAGUUAAGUCAACUCAGUCAUCAACCACGCCAACCAACCCGUCCAUUCUAGCCUUCCCAUCGCGCUUCCCUUCAGCUCCGGCUCGGACUACACCUGUCCCAACACUCGUUAACAUUGAAGUCGCUCAAUUGCAAGGAGCAUUCCGCUCCAAGAGUUUCUCACGAUGAUUUCCGAAAAGUAUAUCGGCCUCAUUCUGGCCAUUACAUCCACAAUGGCGAUCGGUACAAGUUUCGUCAUUACGAAAAAGGGCUUGAUGCAAGCAUCCGAGAGGCAUGGCUUUGAAGGAGAAGGUUUCUCAUACCUCAAGAGUCCCAUAUGGUGGGGAGGAGUGGUUACAUUGGCCGUUGGAGAAGUCGCCAAUUUCGCAGCCUACGCCUUCGCCCCUGCUAUCCUCGUCACGCCCUUGGGUGCGCUAAGUGUCCUGAUCGGUGCUGUUCUCGGAUCAUAUUUCCUCAAGGAAAGACUGGGUACACUUGGAAAACUAGGAUGUGCGAUGUGCCUCCUUGGCUCCGUCGUCAUCGUCCUUCAUGCGCCCCCAGACAAGCCGGUGGAGAGAAUUGAUGAGAUCCUGGGCUACGCGCUGCAACCAGGAUUCUUGAUUUACUGUCUCGCUGUUGCCAUCUUCUCUACCGUCAUGAUUUACCGCGUCGCUCCCGUCUACGGCAGAAAGAAUCCUCUGAUUUACAUCUCCAUCUGCUCCACAGUCGGCUCCGUCUCAGUCAUGUCAAUCAAGGCAUUCGGUAUUGCGGUGAAGCUCACGUUGGGAGGCAACAAUCAGUUCACGCAGGCUUCAACCUACGUUUUCAUGAUCGUCACGGGUUUCUGCAUUUUGACGCAGAUGAACUACAUCAACAAGGCGCUGAACCAAUUUUCUACUUCAAUCGUCAACCCCCUCUACUAUGUCACCUUUACGACUGCGACCCUGUGCGCCUCAUUUAUCCUUUUCAAGGGAUUCAACACCACCGACGCUGUCAACACCAUCUCCUUGCUCUGUGGAUUUUUGAUCAUCUUCUCCGGUGUAUAUCUUCUGAAUCUUUCCCGACACGACCCAGAUGGACGACAGAUGCUCAACGCGAAACUUGACGAUGAAGGAAUCCCAACGGACGGAAUCGCCGGAUUCCAGACUCGGAGGUCCAUGCAAUCCCGCCGCAGCAACGAGCCUCAUCGCCGGAGCUCUUCGGGGGCUUACAUGAACGGGCACGGAGACCGUGAAGGGCUUAUGCGUGCCUAUGAUGUCGAGAACCAGGCAUUCGGGCUGUCCGACCUAGCCGGGGACAGCGACGGAGAGCCAGGUCCUACCUACAAGCGAAGCGAAGAAGUAGAUCAUUCUUCUCAUCAGCCCAACAAGCAAUCCGCACUAUAGAAUGAUGCGACGCCUGACUGGUUUUUUUCAUUUGCCUGCCGGCUACAUUUACGACCCAGAAUAUUGCUGUGACGUUUUCCUUUUAUAUGCUGUGCUUCUCAACUUGCUUUUCUCCUUUCUCCACCCACUUUGUUCCUCCUCUCACCCCCCUCGAUGACCUCUAUC
Molecule: messenger RNA, 1673 nt
Organism: Aspergillus costaricaensis CBS 115574
Lineage: Eukaryota; Fungi; Ascomycota; Eurotiomycetes; Eurotiales; Aspergillaceae
Product: DUF803 domain membrane protein
Exons: 8
Coding region: 309-1508 (399 amino acids)
Biological process (GO): magnesium ion transport
Cellular component (GO): membrane
Molecular function (GO): magnesium ion transmembrane transporter activity
Source: RefSeq, a predicted model, not a curated record